Molecule: messenger RNA, 365 nt
Organism: Notothenia coriiceps (black rockcod)
Lineage: Eukaryota; Metazoa; Chordata; Actinopteri; Perciformes; Nototheniidae
Product: importin-13-like
Exons: 3
Biological process (GO): protein import into nucleus
Cellular component (GO): cytoplasm
Source: RefSeq, a predicted model, not a curated record
AUGUGUGGGUUUUUUAGGGUGGGUGUGCUGGAUCAGAGAUAUGUGAACACCUUGCUGAAGCUGGUUCCUCGAGUGCUGGCCCUCCAGGAGCAGCUCAGAGAGGCAGUUCAGAGCGGGGACAUGGAGACCUGCCACGGUAUCUGCCGGAUCGCCGUAACGCUGGGAGAAAACCACUCCAGGACUCUGUUGGAGCAGGUGGAUCACUGGCAGGGCUUCCUGGCUCUAGUCAACAUGAUCAUGUUUUGUACGGGCAUCCCCGGCCACUACCCGGUCAACGAGACCACCAGCUCGCUCACACUCACCUUCUGGUAUACACUACAGGUAAGGAAUGUUAAAUCUGAUCUGAAAGAUAAAGUUACGUUGUG